This is a messenger RNA of Acanthochromis polyacanthus (spiny chromis), 1984 nucleotides long. RefSeq names its product ER membrane protein complex subunit 3 (gene emc3). Gene Ontology annotation, cellular component: membrane; EMC complex. Gene Ontology annotation, biological process: protein folding in endoplasmic reticulum. The transcript has 8 exons. NCBI's taxonomy places the organism in Eukaryota, Metazoa, Chordata, Actinopteri, Pomacentridae. The coding region runs from base 1 to 786 and encodes 261 amino acids. The record is from RefSeq and is a predicted model, not a curated record.
AUGGCUGAGCCGGAGCUUCUGCUGGACUCCAAUAUCAGAUUGUGGGUGGUGUUGCCCAUCGUCUUCAUCACCUUCCUAGUCGGGGUCAUACGGCAUUAUGUGUCCAUUCUUCUUCAAAGUGACAAGAAGCUGACGUUGGAACAAGUUUCUGACAGCCAGGUUCUUAUUCGGAGCAGAAUUCUCAGAGAAAAUGGAAAAUACAUUCCCAAACAGUCCUUUUUGAUGAGGAAGUUCUACUUUAAUAAUCAAGAGGAUGGGUUUUUUAAGAAGACCAAAAGAAAGGUUGUUCCACCCUCUCCAAUGACAGAUCCCAGCAUGCUGACAGACAUGAUGAAGGGAAACGUGACCAAUGUGCUUCCCAUGAUCCUCAUUGGUGGCUGGAUCAACUGGACCUUUUCAGGAUUUGUGACAACUAAGGUUCCCUUCCCUCUCACGCUACGCUUUAAACCCAUGUUGCAACAAGGAAUAGAGCUGCUCUCACUGGAUGCUUCCUGGGUGAGCUCAGCGUCAUGGUAUUUCCUAAAUGUGUUUGGACUUCGAAGCAUGUACUCCUUAAUUCUUGGCCAAGACAACGGCGCCGAUCAGUCAAGGAUCAUGCAGGAGCAGAUGAGUGGAGCUGCUAUGGCCAUGCCUGCAGACACUAAUAAAGCUUUCAAAGCGGAGUGGGAAGCACUGGAGCUGACUGACCAUCAGUGGGCGCUGGAGAGUGUAGAGGAGGAUCUGAUGAGCAGGGAGCUGGACUUUGAUGGCAUGUUUAGCAAGGAGCUCCCAAGUGGUAUCUUCUGAUGGCCUAAUCACGUCUACUCGGAGCCUUCAGUUUAAAGUUUGAUAAUUGCAGGGAUUUGUUUUUUUGUGUAAAACCGCACAAGUGGAACAAAUCCCUUCAUGUUAUGCAAAGUUUACAUUAACUAAUUUGUGGUCAUUGUCUUUUCACUUGUGUUUACGUUUCCAUUCCUGUUCAUAAAUAAUCUGAGAUAACUUAAACUACACUGGUUCUGCUGCUGUCUCGUGCAUAUUAGAAAACAUUGCUUUGUUGUGUCAUCUGUGAGACAAGGAGAUAUUUGGGAGAAAUUAAGUGACUUUUUGCUCAUUGACAUGCGUUCUUAUUGGCUUGCAACUGCAUUCCAUCAAAAUACUAUUAGGUAAUAAAUCCUAGACAGAUCAGCUGUUUUGUGUCAGCUGUCUAAAGGCAGAAGCAGGCCCAAGUAUGGUUUGUUUUCAGCAAGAGGACAUGCUUUUGUGAUUGAAAUAUUGUGUUGAUCAAUUAUGUAGACAAUUUAUUUUGUAAUAUAACUCCCUUGUGUUUUGUACAGUAUAAAGUCUGUUUGACUAAAAGUUUGUUUUUAUUUGUUGCAGUGUAGAAAAACACAUUAAAAAAUUAACAUACAAAGAAGCAACUUGAUUAAUAUUCUAGUCGGCUUAUAGGCAAUCAAUUUGUAAAAUUGAAGUUUCAUUUAGCAUUUAUUACAAAUUUGUCAAUCUAAUAAUUCUCCAGGAGUUAAACAUUUACUGCAUUUAAUUAAGUGACGAUGAAGGUAGUGAAGUUUAAGAACUGAGAUUUUAGAAGGAAUGUAGCUUACAAUUACAUUUUUUCAUAUAGUCUUGCAGUCUUAACUUGUUUUACCUAAUUUUAGUCGCUGUUUGAAUUUACCGUAAAUUACAAUAUAGUUCUUAAAUGCUGUUGAGCAAGAUUUUUAAAAAUGCACCAGCCAUUAAAAAUUGAGGUUCAGGUUUAAACAAGCCAUUUCUUCCAACUGUGAAAUUGCCAAAACAGAGAUGUUUCAAAUGAUAUAAGCCUAGAAAGAAAUGGAUUUUCGUUUUCAGUUGUUGCCACCUGUGUUUUCUCCCUGUCAGGUUACAGCUGAAUAAUCAUAUGUAGAUACAUCAAAUAUUGUAUAUUUACAUGUAUGACAAACAUUCAGAUAAGUCAAUUAAGGUUUUUUUUUUAAGUCAAGGACACUAAAUAAACUGUAGUUUUACUCAG